CUCAAGUCAAAGUUGAUAGAUUACAGAUUCAUAUUACUCUUACUUGUUCUUUAUGUUCAAGUGAAACUAAAUAUUAUAAUAAAAGAGAAGGUGAUGAUUUUUCGAAAAGUAUAGCUGGUGCUGGCUUACUUAGUAGA
Molecule: messenger RNA, 137 nt
Organism: Racocetra persica
Lineage: Eukaryota; Fungi; Glomeromycota; Glomeromycetes; Diversisporales; Gigasporaceae
Source: the annotation of a GenBank genome assembly